GUGGUCAGCCGUUCCGCCGGGUCCCCAUCUUCUGCGCUUGCCGCCUCCAGCACCCAAUCCCAUCGCAAUGGGGCUCCUGGACUCGGAGCCGGGCAGUGUCCUGAACGCGAUGUCCACGGCACUCAACGACACCAUGGAGUUCUACCGCUGGACAUGGACCAUUGCAGAUAAACGUGUAGAAAACUGGCCUUUGAUGCAGUCCCCUUGGCCCACACUGAGUAUCAGUACUCUGUACCUUCUGUUCGUGUGGCUGGGGCCGAAGUGGAUGAAGAACCGAGAACCUUUUCAGAUGCGCUUGGUUCUCAUUCUCUAUAAUUUUGGCAUGGUCUUGCUUAAUCUCUUUAUCUUCAGAGAGUUAUUCAUGGGAUCAUAUAAUGCAGGAUAUAGCUAUGUUUGCCAGAGUGUGGAUUAUUCUGAUAAUGUUCAUGAAGUCAGGAUAGCUGCUGCUCUGUGGUGGUACUUUGUUUCUAAAGGAGUUGAAUAUUUAGACACAGUAUUUUUUAUCCUAAGGAAGAAAAACAACCAAGUCUCUUUCCUUCACGUGUAUCAUCAUUGUACAAUGUUUACAUUGUGGUGGAUUGGAAUUAAGUGGGUGGCAGGGGGACAAGCAUUUUUUGGAGCCCAGAUGAAUUCCUUCAUCCAUGUGAUUAUGUACUCUUACUAUGGCUUAACUGCGUUUGGCCCAUGGAUUCAGAAGUAUCUUUGGUGGAAACGAUACCUGACCAUGUUGCAGCUGGUUCAGUUCCACGUGACCAUUGGACACACAGCGUUGUCUCUUUGGACUGACUGCCCAUUCCCCAAAUGGAUGCACUGGGCCCUGAUUGUCUACGCCAUCAGCUUCAUAUUCCUCUUUCUUAACUUCUAUGUGCGGACAUACAACGUGCCUAAGAAAUCAAAAACUGGAAAAACAGCUGUGAAUGGUGUUUCUGCAAAUGGUGUGAACAAAUCAGAAAAACAGCUAGUUCUAGAAAAUGGAAAAAAGCAGAAAAAUGGAAAAGCAAAAGGAGAGUAA
Messenger RNA from Elephantulus edwardii (Cape elephant shrew), 1012 nucleotides. RefSeq names its product ELOVL fatty acid elongase 4 (gene ELOVL4). The transcript is spliced from 6 exons. Bases 68 to 1012 code for a protein of 314 amino acids. Gene Ontology annotation, biological process: fatty acid elongation, saturated fatty acid; fatty acid elongation, monounsaturated fatty acid; sphingolipid biosynthetic process. Gene Ontology annotation, molecular function: fatty acid elongase activity. The record is from RefSeq and is a predicted model, not a curated record. NCBI's taxonomy places the organism in Eukaryota, Metazoa, Chordata, Mammalia, Macroscelidea, Macroscelididae. Gene Ontology annotation, cellular component: endoplasmic reticulum; endoplasmic reticulum membrane.